Messenger RNA from Bacidia gigantensis, 1575 nucleotides. RefSeq lists its product as uncharacterized. NCBI's taxonomy places the organism in Eukaryota, Fungi, Ascomycota, Lecanoromycetes, Lecanorales, Ramalinaceae. The record is from RefSeq and is a predicted model, not a curated record. The transcript has 4 exons. Bases 1 to 1575 code for a protein of 524 amino acids.
AUGCAGACAUUACGCGAACUCACCAAAGAGGCCGCCACAUACCCCAGACAACUCAUUCAGCAAGGUUCUACGCCUUACGUGCUCGAUCUUUAUCUUGAGCAGCUGAAUAAACAAGAAAAGCGAUUGUUUCACGGCAAUGACAAAGCUGAUAUUAGAUUUUGGGAAAGUUUUGUGCAAGCAUCUCAUGGAAGACAAAGGCUGAAAGCGACUCGGAAAAUGCUGACACUGAUUUUCUCUUACCACCAAGUUCUCCCAUCCUUCUUAGAAUUCAUCUUUCCUUUCGGCCUCCAACUCCAUGCAAGAGAUUUUCAUUUUGGUGGCUUUCGCUCCCAAUGUCGCCUAACACAGCAAGAGAUUGAAGCAGGAAUGGGAGUAGCAGAACGUGGACGCUCAGGCCGUGACAUCCGAAUUUGCUACAAUCUGAAGUCUGCAGAGUCCUACAAAGACCGAGAAGAGAACGAAUGGCCCUGGUUUAUCGGGCAGUCUGCUAUCUAUCAUUCUUUUGAUAUUGAGAGCUGCCAAUCUCUGUGGAUUGUUAUCAAGGGUGAUCAAGCUCUCAAAGAUCGUAUAGAAAAUGCCACCAAAGAUCAGGCUCCUCAACAGCAAUCGCAUCGCAGCGUUGAACAAUCCUUAGCCGCAGCUUUAGCCGUACACCAAAUUCUCUGUGAUUGGUCUGGAGAGGGUUGGCGAUUAUACCUCAACUUUUUAGAUGAAAAGUUUCAGUCUUCCACAUGGAGAGCAGUCUCUACUCGUUUAGAGAGUCCAUCGCUUCUGCCGCCACCACAACAGUCUACUGGGGCCCAGGAUGCUAGCGGAACUCGACACAGGCAGGGCGCUCGUAGCAAUACAAGUAGAGAUCACGCAACUCUGCAGGCUGGAGCAUCGACCGGCAUCAUGUUACAGCCGCUGCCCCACAUUGACGCAGCUCUUCAACAGUCUCAAACAACUCCGUUGUCCCCAAAUCCUGGAACGAGUGAGCAGGAGCGUGCUGAGUUCUCUUUUGAGGACCUGCAGAAGACUCAAGCUAUAGAAGAGAAAGUGAACGAAGCCAAUCUGAUUCUGAAAGUUAAUUUGGACGUCCUAGGAGAACUCAAGGACUCUUAUAGAUCUUUCCAAGUAUCGUUAGAGAAUCAGCGGCAUGCCAUAGGAGAUUUACACUCUGACCUGACUCGAUUCGAACAGCGCCUCUACGGAAUUCUCGAACAGCAGAAGACCGAGAUGGGUAAGCAGCAGGCCAGACAAGCCCAAGAGUCUGCUCGUAGAAUGGAGGAGGUUACCAUGAAAGUCCACAUCUUGACGGAAGACAUGCAUCUCAUUGCUAGAGAGACGCGAGAAGAGACAAUCUCCAUGAGGAUCAUGGCUCUCAUCGCGCUACUGUUCCUACCUGAAACAUUUGUUUCGACCUUAAUGAGCACAAAGCUUUUCCAGGCCUCGAGUCAUGAGGAAUACUUAAAUGCGCUCGGUCAAUUCUUCGUCUUGAGUGUGCCACUUCUUGCGGGGACAAUAAUGGUCUGGUAUCUCGGUCAGAAGCUCACGAAGAAGCAUCGCGCCAAGGAAUUGAAGCAUCAGGAAUGA